Rhipicephalus sanguineus (brown dog tick) is the source of this 2350-nucleotide messenger RNA. RefSeq names its product putative mediator of RNA polymerase II transcription subunit 12. NCBI's taxonomy places the organism in Eukaryota, Metazoa, Arthropoda, Arachnida, Ixodida, Ixodidae. The record is from RefSeq and is a predicted model, not a curated record. Bases 1 to 2319 code for a protein of 772 amino acids. The transcript has 4 exons.
AUGGACAACUUUUUUAUUAUCUGGCUACUCGCCACAUCAGUGGCCCAUGUGACAUCGCGCCAUACACAGGAGCAACAUCUGGUGGCGCUGCCGCCACCGAUCACGCAGAAGAAGGAGACGUUGAUGCAGCUGUCACCACCAACGAUACAGCAGAACGAACCACCCACCCACCACCUGCAGCAGAUAGCGCCACCGCCAUUACCACCGCAGCAAAAGCCGCCACUACAGCAGCAACAGCAGCUAGUGGUUCCGCCACCACUGCUGGUACAGCAGCAGCCAUCGGAACUACACAAGCCACCGAAACAGAAGGAGCAGCUAGUGCUACUGCCGACGACUCAGCAGCAACAACCGCAGCAGCAACAGCCACCGAUCCAGGAGCAACAAAAGGUGGUGUUGCCGCCACCGAUCACGCAGCAGCAACAGCAGUUGAUGAGACCGUCACCACCACUGGUGCAGCAGCACGAACCACUGGCGCACCGCCAGCAGCAGAUAGUGCCACCGUCAAUGCCACGGCAUCAUGAAAAGCCGCCCAAGCAAAAGCGGCCACUACACCAGCAACAGCAAGGGGUGGUUCCACCGCCGCUGCUGAUGCAGCAGCAACCACCGGACCUACACAAGCUAACCACACAACAGCAACAGCCACUGUUACGACCGACAACGCAGCAGAAACAUAUGCAGCCCCACAAGCUAAUGACAAAGCAAGUCCUACCGUUGCAUCAGCACCUAGUGGUGCCACGGCCGCCGACGUCGGAGCAGCAACAGAAGUCAGUACUGGCACAAUUGCCGGACAUGCGGCAGCGACAGCCUCUGCCCCACAAGCCACUGACACAGCAGGUCCGAUCUCCAACGAUGACGCAGCAGCAACAGCUGUCGGUGCUGCCACAACAGCCAUCGACGCAGCAGCAACAAGCGCGGCACCACCAGCAACGGCACCUGGUGGUGGUGCUGCUGCAACCACCGGCGGCAAAGCAACGACAGCCGCCAAACGACAAGGCUGUUGUUGUCAUGGCGGUGCGACCUACAAAGCAGGUCUCAGCGCCACGACCACAACACCGACUGGUGGUGCCACUGCCGCCUGUGAAGCAGCAUCGACAGCCGCUGAAACAGCGACAGCAGCUGGCGGUGCAACUGCCGCCGACGUCGCAGCAGCAGCAGUUACCGAACCGCACGCCAGCGACACGAGAAGACUUUACGCUACCGCAGCAACAGCGUCUAGUGGUGUCUCUGCUUUCACCGAUGCAGCAGCAACAGAAGUUGGUACUGCCUCGAGUGCCGGUGACGCAGCAUCGACAACAGGCACACCGCGAGCCACUAUCCCAGCAUGUUACAAGGACACAGCAGCACCAGCGGCUAACGGUGUCCCUGCUUUCGACGACGCAGCAGCAAAAGAAGUUGGUACUGCAUCGGCCACCGGUGAUGCAGCCGCAACAUCUGCCUCACAAUAAGCCACCGACACAGCAAGUGCUUACGACACAGCAGCAGCGGCGGCUAGUGGUGCCCAUGCUUUCGACGAGGCAGCAGCUACAGAAGUUGGCGUUGCCUCGCCCGCCGGUGAUGCAGCAACAACAUCCGCCACACGAUAAGCUACCGACACAGCAACAACAGCGGCUGGUAGUGCCACUGCUACCAGCGAAGCAGGAGCCCACACAGCUAGUGAUGCGACCGCCGCCCACACAGCAGCAACAGGAGGAGCGACAACCUCAGCACCAAAAGCCAUCGACACAGCAGGUCUCAACAACACAGCAGCAGCAGGCGUUGCCGCUGCCACCGACGACGCAGCAGCGACAAGCAUUAGAGCAUAAUCUACCUAGGCAGCAGGCAACGCUACCACUGAUGCAACGCCAGCAGCUGGUGGUACCAGCACUAGCGCCAACACCGGCGUUGCCGGCACUGACGCAGGACCAGCAAGACCAGCUGGUUCUGCCACCACGAGCGCCGAUGCAGCACGAACAGGAACCGAAACUGCCACCAGCACCCACAACCCAGCAACAGAGGCAGCAGCAGCACCUGAGUCAGCUACAGAGCCAGCAGCAAGAACAGCAGACGCAACAGCAUUCAGCCUCGCUGACACUGUUUCGCGGGAUCGCCACCGGUGGCCUUGGAAGUAGUCUUACAGGUGCGAGCUCCCAAAGCGCUGGUGGUAGGUCCCCGGACGGAAUGUACAGUGGUCAUGAAGGUGGUCUUGGACACGGCUUUGGAGGCAGCCAGAAUGGUGACAACUCCGCAGGCGUUAAAGGUGGUGUCGGAGGGCCGUCACUUCAGCAACAGCAAGAACUAUUUCUGCCGAUGCGUCCACGCACGUGGCGGCUGGUGCGAUAAACAGCGUGUUGACCGAAUAAAAAGAAAACAU